Molecule: messenger RNA, 1563 nt
Organism: Kickxella alabastrina
Lineage: Eukaryota; Fungi; Kickxellomycota; Kickxellomycetes; Kickxellales; Kickxellaceae
Product: putative cytochrome P450 monooxygenase
Exons: 1
Coding region: 1-1563 (520 amino acids)
Molecular function (GO): monooxygenase activity; heme binding; oxidoreductase activity, acting on paired donors, with incorporation or reduction of molecular oxygen
Source: RefSeq, a predicted model, not a curated record
AUGUAUCUUAAUCCUGCCGUUUUGGCAAAGACGCUAUGGCAGUCGUUCCAGCCAAUCCACAUACUCUACGGAAUAGUCGCGUACUGCAUAUGGAAGGUGUUCUACGAGGUCUAUCUGUCGCCCCUCAGCCAUAUCCCUGGCCCCUUAUGGUACCGCAUCACCAGUUUGCCCCUGCUCAUCCACGAGCUCCGUGGCGAUGAGCCAGAGCUUAUGAUAAAGCUCAACAAAAAAUACGGCGGCCUCUUUGUCAUUACGCCGCGCAGGGUGGCCAUCUGCGACCCGAAAGACAGUCAAAUUAUCCUGGGAACGCAUGCCUUCCUCAAGGACAAGCGCUACAGCAAUGUCGAGGUCAUGCAGCCGAAUACGUUUUUGACCGUCGACCCCGAGCUGAAUAAGCAGCGCCGGAGGCAGAUUGGUCCUAUCAUGAGUCUGGCCAACUUGAAGCACAUGGAGCCCAUUAUUCUGGAAGCCGGAACUAAGCAGCUCUACAACAAAUGGGACCGCGACAUUGCACACGCCGGGGAGAAGCACAAGGCCAGAAUCUGCUACUACGACGACCUCAUGCUCAUGACCUUUGACAUUAUCAGCACGCUUGGAUUCGGACAGAAACACAUGUCGCUGACGUCGGGCGACACGCACAUCGCAAAGUCGGUCGGCAGCACGCUGGUCAUUAUUUUCUUUGAAUCGAUCCUGCCCUUUUUCAAGACUAAGCUGUUCCGCCAGCACAUUGCAAAGUCGCUGUACGGCAAGUUUGACGCGUUCUUCGCGCUGUGUACCGACGCCAUCAACAACCGCAAGAAGCUGCUGAGCGGCCUGCAGCCCAACGAGGACAAGCCCAAGGACCUCUUGCAGGCAUUCAUUGACGCUGAGGAUCCCGAGUCGCGCAUCCGCAUGACGUCGGACCAGGUGGUCACCGAAACAAUCAUCAGCUUGCUUGCUGGCUCAGAUACCAGCUCAAACACAAUGACCUGGACUAUUCACCUGCUUCUCUUGCACCCGCACUAUCUCGCUCGUGUCGUUAAGGAGGUCCGCGAGGCGUUCGGCCGCGACCACAUAAUCAACUACAGCGAGUCCAAGGCCAGCCUUCGGUUCCUCGAGGCGUGCAUCUACGAGUCCCUGCGCCUGAUUCCCGUUGUCACUGGAAUGCCCCGUCGCAUGCCAACGGGCGGCGCUACUCUCCACGGCUAUUUCAUCCCCGAGGGGUACAAUUGCUCCGUCAGCAUUGCCGCUAUCAACACGAAUCCUGAGGUUUGGGAGCGGCCCUACGAGUUUUUCCCAGAGCGGUUCUUAAAAAACGAGGCAAUCAAACGCCAAGUGCUCACUUUCAGCACUGGUGUGAGAGUAUGCCCGGGCAAGAAUUUGGCAUGGAUGGAAAUUCAUUCCACAAUGGCCAACAUCUUUAACAAGUACGACUUGGAGCUGCCCGAGGACGUGCUGUUCACGCCGGAUAGAGUCGACAAGCACGGCCAACCCAUCACGAUGCCACGCAUGGCCGCCGCGACCUACGUGCCCCGGUUCCCUGAGCGCGACUGUGUUGUUUUGAUCUCGAAGCGCUCAGACUAG